Messenger RNA from Aspergillus sclerotioniger CBS 115572, 1971 nucleotides. Its product is annotated as kinase-like protein. Gene Ontology annotation, biological process: protein phosphorylation; spliceosomal complex assembly; regulation of mRNA processing. NCBI's taxonomy places the organism in Eukaryota, Fungi, Ascomycota, Eurotiomycetes, Eurotiales, Aspergillaceae. The coding region runs from base 1 to 1581 and encodes 526 amino acids. Gene Ontology annotation, molecular function: protein kinase activity; ATP binding. The record is from RefSeq and is a predicted model, not a curated record. The transcript is spliced from 2 exons.
AUGAUACUGGAAUGUUUCACGGAGUACUAUCUAUGGAGAUCUGGUUCAACCCACGAAGCUUACUUUACCUACUUGUUUAGUAUAUCUUUGAUGACGGGCCACUACACUAGGCUUGUCUGGGGAAGCUUAGGAGCCACUGGAGCCAUAAGAAAUAGCCAUUUUCGCCUUUUCUGUUUCGAUAUUGCUCUGACUAUUGAGACACUCAAGCACUAUAGGAGUAAUAUGAGGUGCUCACGCAGGUUACUGGUUUACCCCUAUCACUCCUGCCGUGCGCUGUCUGUCACCGCAUUCAACUCUUUAUCGUCUGAUAAUAACUCGACAUAUCUUCCUUUGUAUGAGCCAAUCGAAGGCGUUGAGAGACUUGAAAAUUACUGCCCGGGGGGAUACCAUCCUAUAAAAAUCGGUGAUCGGUUUCGCGCUCGGUACCAGGUGGUUCAUAAGCUUGGUCACGGCUCUUAUUCGACUACGUGGUUGGCAUACGACGAGGAAUCAAAGAAGUACGCUGCAGCCAAGGUCUGCAUAGCAGACUCAAAACUAAAGAAGGAACACGAUGUUCUAUCAACUCUUGCCAAAGCCCAGUUUUCUCCUAUAUACAGCGCAGGCAAGACAAUGAUACCUUCGAUCCUAGAUAGCUUCCACAUCCACGGCCCUAAUGGUGACCAUGUCUGUUAUAUAACUAGUCCAGAAAAAACUAGUCUUUGUGGCGCGAAGGAUGAGUCUUGGAGCCGUCUAUUCCAGCUCGACGUUGCUCGGGCGCUGGCUGCACAGCUGGCAAUUGCUGUGGGGUAUAUACAUACCCGCGGAGUUGUUCAUGGAGAUCUUCAUCUCGGCAAUAUCCUUCUAAAGAGGCCACUCAAGCUAGAUCAUCUCUCGAUUGGAGAGCUCUAUGAGGAGUAUGGAACACCGGAACUAGAACGAGUGGUUCGAUUAGAUGGUACGGCGCUUCCGGAUGGCGUUCCAUCCCAUGGCAUUUUCCCAAUAUGGCUCGGGGAAGCAAGUGACAAGCUUUCACUUGCAGAGGCUAAGAUUCUGCUCACAAACUUUGGUGAAGCCUUUUUGCCCAGAAAAGAAGAUAUCUAUGAAUCUCAUACUCCCUUGGUGCUCCGCCCUCCUGAGGCUCGAUUUGAACCUACCCGCCCACUAUCCUUCCCAUCCGAUAUAUGGACACUUGCUUGCUCUAUCUGGGAAAUAAUUGGUCAGCAGUCUUUAUUUGAAGGCUUCCUUGCUACAGAAGACUACAUGACUCGCGAGCAGGUUGAUACUCUUGGUAUCCUGCCACCCGAAUGGUGGGAGAAAUGGAGUGCGCGACAUGAUAAAUUCCACGAGAAUGGUAUACCCAAAAACCGACAGACCCUACGAACAUGGGCGGACCGGUUCGAGGAUAGCAUACAGGUGCCUAGGGAAAAGCGUGGAAUGCAUGUUAUUGAGCCAGGUGAAUGUGAGGCUAUCUUCUCAAUGCUACGGCCGAUGCUCUCGUUCAGGCCCGAUGAUCGGCCUACUGCUAAGCAGGUUCUCGAGUCCGACUGGAUGGUGAAGUGGGCUCUACCCGAAUACUAUAGAGUGGACGGCAAGUCUAGAUGAUUAUGCUCCGCCUCUGAUUGAUUCUUACUAAAUGUCGUGGUGUGCUUGGGCGGAGGUUCAUAUUUAGUCAUAUAUCCUAAUCUGUCGUGUGGCUCUGAGACUGCAAAGAAGCAGAACCAUCCGAAGCGCUGGCUCGAUGCUACACCAGGAGAAGGAAAGUAUGCUAAAUUAGACUUGGCGUGGCAUCUGCUCAGCACGUGAGUAUCUGAAUCCAAUAAUCAUUUGCGACCUGAACGCAUCCGGUCUUCGGGUCGCAGCGUUACAUUGGAGGGAGGAAAGCAUGAGGAGGUGAAGGACGAAAACAAGGCACGCCAAUAAAAUAUACAGUGCCAUUAAUCACCACUGUACACUAAUGAGUGCUUGAUUUCCUCAGACUCCAGCCAAUUGAAG